Messenger RNA from Mycena indigotica, 960 nucleotides. RefSeq lists its product as uncharacterized. The record is from RefSeq and is a predicted model, not a curated record. The coding region runs from base 1 to 960 and encodes 319 amino acids. NCBI's taxonomy places the organism in Eukaryota, Fungi, Basidiomycota, Agaricomycetes, Agaricales, Mycenaceae. The transcript has 6 exons.
AUGCGGAUGCGGGACGACAUCUUGAUGUGGAUUCGCUGUGAUCCACGGCCCACCAUGGCUUCUCACAUCCCACCACUCGACCUGGAUCUCUGGACUACGCUCGCGGCGGACGACCAAGCACUUGCGUUCUUCCAAGCACAAACUGGCCUCACCGACCGCGAGGAGAUUGAGAAGCACGUUCUGGGUGUUCAGGCUCGGGCUUAUGCGUCUUUUCCGUAUACGUGUAUCCGGGUAUUUAGCUUCCUACGACUGAAGAUAGCUCUUCUACCGGCAUAUUCUCGCGCUAUCAAGCUCCUCCUCGAACAACCUACCGCAUUGUUCCUCGAUGUUGGCUGUUUUUUCGGGACGGAUGCCCGCAAAGUCGUCGCAGACGGUGUCCCCGCUCACAAUGUCAUCGCAUGCGACUUGCGGCAAGAAUUCUGGGAGCUCGGGCAUGCCCUCUUCAAGUCAACUCGGGCGUCUUUCCCGGCAACAUUCCUCGCAGGAGAUAUUUUAAACUCAAAAUUUCUCGCCUCUGCCACUUCAGCCCCCACUCCACUCACGCUCGCUUCUCUCCGCUCCCUCACCGAACUCCAAGGGCACGUAUCCGUACUCCACAUCUCCUUCGUCUUCCACCUGUUCUCAGCCCUCGAUCAACUCGCGGUCAUUUCCGCUCUUGCCAAUCUCCUCUCCCCAUUACCCGGCACAAUCAUCUUCGGGGCCAUGAUCGCCACGCGCACCGCCGGCCUCGAGACAUUCUUUCGUGACGAAGCUGAGCGUGCGUCUGGUGACGGCCUCGAGCUGUACAUCCACUCGCCCGACUCAUGGAGCGAAAUCCUGGAGGGCUUGUUCCCGCAGGGAAGCGUCCGCAUCGAGACGCACUUCCGCGGACAAGGGGAGCUGCGGGCGGCAGAGGACUUUGUGCCAGUGGGCUUGCGCGGGGAGGAGGGGAUUAUGGAUUGGUCUUGCGAGCGGUUGUGA